Iphiclides podalirius (scarce swallowtail) is the source of this 603-nucleotide messenger RNA. NCBI's taxonomy places the organism in Eukaryota, Metazoa, Arthropoda, Insecta, Lepidoptera, Papilionidae. The record is from the annotation of a GenBank genome assembly.
AUGCCUAAAUUAGGAGCUCUAACAUUGACUAAGAAUACCGGCGCGCAACAUACUGCGACCGUAAUUUUUUUUCAUGGUUCUGGAGCAAAUGCUCCUCUACAGCCUUAUACACCUACAGGGGGACUUCUUAGUAAUGUAUGGUUUGAUAGAACAGAUAUCAAUCAAGAUGCACCAGAGCAAAUUGAUUCAAUAAAAAAAAUUGAACUACAGGUAAAAGAUUUGAUAAAAAAUGAAAAUGAUGCUGGAAUUCCAAGCAAUAGAAUUAUUGUUGGAGGAUUUUCCAUGGGAGGAGCACUUUCGUUGUAUACAGGAUAUAUAUGGGACCGAAAUUUGGCAGGAGUCUUUGCAUUUAGCUCCUUUCUCAAUACUAAGUCAAUGGUUUAUAAUGAUUUAAAAAGCCUUGGUGAAAACAAGUUGCCACCCCUACUACAAAUACAUGGAGACAGUGAUGACUUGGUAGACUUGUCCUGGGGUCAAAAAACCUUUAAUGAGUUAAGGACAGUUGGUGUUACAGGUUCUACACUUAAAAGGCCAUUGUCAGAUAUUACCAAUGAACCUAUCCACAAUCCAACACUGGUUGAGCCCUCAACAUCCACAGCGAUU